GUCUGAAUCCCCGGGAGCGCAUCUGAGGAAGCUGCGAAGAGGGACAGCAGCGGCAGCAGCUUUAGCCGCGGCAGCAGCCCCAGCUUCAGCAGCCUUAGCCGCCUAAGCAUCAGUCAGCAGCAACAUCUUCCGCGCGGUGUCAGCGCUUGGUCAGACUCCAGUUCUGACCCUUCUCGCUCUAGCUCAAGGACUGAGAGCGCGGAGCUGCUCUAGUCCUAUUGCUUGCUGCUACUGCUGUUACUCUGGCUUCUGGUUUAUUGUUUUGAGCUCCUGAUAGGAGGUGUGGGAAGAAAAAAAAGAGAGAUAGAGAGGAAUCUGCCUUUAGCCAUGUGGAUACCUACAGAACAUGAGAAAUACGGCGUAGUCAUUGCCAGUUUUCGAGGAACAGUUCCAUAUGGCCUAUCGUUGGAAAUUGGAGACACAGUUCAGAUCCUGGAGAAAUGUGAUGGCUGGUACAGAGGAUUUGCCUUAAAAAACCCAAAUAUCAAGGGUAUAUUUCCUUCCAGCUACGUUCACUUGAAAAAUGCAUGUGUUAAGAAUAAAGGGCAGUUUGAAAUGGUAAUUCCAACAGAAGACUCCGUUAUCACAGAAAUGACAUCAACUUUAAGAGACUGGGGAACCAUGUGGAAGCAACUUUAUGUGAGAAAUGAAGGUGAUCUCUUCCACCGACUGUGGCAUAUAAUGAAUGAAAUUCUAGACCUACGACGCCAAGUUUUAGUUGGCCAUCUCACCCAUGACCGUAUGAAAGAUGUGAAGAGGCAUAUCACUGCUCGCCUGGACUGGGGCAAUGAACAACUAGGAUUAGAUCUGGUGCCUCGAAAAGAAUAUGCAAUGGUAGACCCUGAAGAUAUCAGCAUAACAGAACUCUACAGAUUGAUGGAGCACCGACACAGGAAGAAAGACACCCCUGUACAGGCAAGCAGCCACCACCUAUUCGUGCAGAUGAAGAGUUUGAUGUGCUCCAACCUAGGUGAAGAGCUGGAAGUCAUCUUCUCACUUUUUGAUAGCAAAGAAAACCGACCAAUCAGUGAGAGGUUUUUUUUGAGACUAAAUAGGAAUGGUCUGCCAAAGUCCCCAGAGAAGCCUGAAAGACAUUGUUCUCUUUUUGUGGAUCUGGGUAGCAGUGAGCUCAGAAAGGACAUCUAUAUCACUGUGCACAUCAUCCGAAUAGGUCGAAUGGGGGCCGGAGAAAAGAAGAAUGCGUGCAGUGUACAGUAUCGGCGGCCCUUUGGCUGUGCGGUCCUCAGUAUUGCUGACCUGCUGACUGGAGAGACCAAGGAUGACCUCAUCUUGAAAGUAUACAUGUGCAACACAGAGAGUGAAUGGUAUCAAAUCCAUGAAAAUAUCAUCAAGAAACUUAAUGCACGUUAUAAUUUGACAGGCUCCAAUGCAGGAUUAGCUGUUUCACUUCAGCUCUUGCAUGGAGAUAUUGAACAAAUCAGAAGAGAGUAUUCAUCAGUAUUUACUCAUGGGGUUUCCAUUACAAGGAAGCUGGGGUUUUCCAAUAUUAUAAUGCCUGGUGAAAUGAGGAAUGAUUUAUACAUCACCAUAGAAAGGGGUGAGUUUGAGAAAGGAGGGAAGAGUGUGGCCAGGAAUGUGGAAGUCACCAUGUAUAUAAUUGACAGUAAUGGCCAGAACUUAAAGGAUUUUAUCUCCUUUGGCUCUGGUGAGCCUCCAGCUAAUGAGUUCCACUCCUUUGUACUUUACCACAACAACAGUCCCAGAUGGUCCGAACUGCUCAAACUUCCCAUUCCUGUGGAUAAAUUCAGAGGCUCCCACAUCCGUUUCGAGUUCCGGCAUUGUUCCACAAAAGAGAAAGGUGAAAAAAAAUUGUUUGGCUUCUCUUUUGUUCCUCUGAUGCAAGAAGAUGGUAGGACACUUCCAGAUGGCACCCAUGAGCUCAUCGUACAUAAGUGUGAAGAAAAUACAAACCUUCAAGAUUCUAGUCGCUACCUCAGACUUCCCUUUUCCAAGGGCAGUCUCCUUGGGACCAAUAAUCAAGCAAUAAAGGCCACUAAGGAGUCCUUUUGGAUCACGUCUUUCCUCUGUUCCACUAAACUCACACAGAACGGAGAUAUGCUUGAUCUUCUAAAAUGGAGAACUCAUCCAGACAAGAUCACAGGCUGCCUCUCCAAAAUAAAAGAAAUUGAUGGCUCAGAGAUAGUAAAGUUUCUGCAAGAUACCCUGGACACCUUAUUUGGAAUUUUAGAUGAAAAUUCUCAAAAAUAUGGUUCCAAGGUGUUUGAUUCUUUGGUCCACAUAAUAAACUUAUUGCAAGAUAGCAAAUUUCAUCAUUUCAGACCUGUAAUGGACACUUACAUCGAAAGUCAUUUUGCUGGAGCACUUGCAUACAGAGAUCUUAUCAAAGUUCUUAAAUGGUAUGUGGACAGAAUAACAGAAGCAGAGCGACAGGAGCACAUCCAGGAAGUUCUAAAGGCACAGGAAUAUAUUUUUAAGUAUAUAGUUCAAUCUCGAAGGCUCUUUUCUCUUGCCACUGGUGGACAAAAUGAAGAAGAAUUCCGUUGUUGCAUUCAAGAACUCCUUAUGUCAGUUCGAUUCUUCCUUUCCCAAGAAAGCAAAGGAUCUGGAGCUUUAUCUCAGUCACAGGCUGUGUUCCUGAGUUCCUUCCCAGCAGUAUAUUCUGAGCUGUUGAAACUCUUUGAUGUUCGUGAGGUAGCAAACUUAGUACAUGAUACUCUGGGCAGCUUGCCAACAAUCAUGCAUGUGGAUGACUCCCUUCAAGCUGUGAAGCUUCAGUGUAUCGGGAAAACAGUGGAAAGCCAGCUAUAUACUAACCCUGAUUCUCGAUACAUACUUCUGCCUGUAGUUUUGCAUCACCUCCACAUGCAUUUGCAAGAGCAAAAGGACCUCAUCAUGUGUGCACGCAUUCUUAGCAACAUAUUUUGCCUCAUCAAGAAAAAUAGCUCAGAAAAAUCUGUCCUGGAAGAAAUAGAUGUAAUUGUGACCAGCUUGCUGGAUAUCCUUCUGAGAACCAUAUUAGAAAUUACCAGUCGCCCUCAGCCAUCGGGCUCUGCAAUGAGGCUUCAAUUUCAAGAUGUAACGGGGGAGUUUGUUGCCUGCCUCCUGUCCCUGUUGAGACAGAUGACAGAUAGACAUUACCAACAGCUUCUUGAUGGCUUCAGCACAAAGGAAGAGUUGAGGGAUUUCCUGCUACAGAUUUUUACCGUGUUUCGAAUACUGAUACGACCUGAGAUGUUUCCAAAAGACUGGACUGUCAUGCGCUUGGUUGCUAACAAUGUCAUCAUUACAACAGUUUUGUACCUCUCAGAUGCCCUUCGUAAGAAUUUCUUAAAUGAAAACUUUGAUUAUAAGAUCUGGGAUUCCUACUUUUACCUCGCUGUCAUUUUCAUAAACCAGUUAUGUCUGCAGUUGGAGAUGUUCACACCUUCCAAAAAGAAAAAAGUUCUGGAAAAAUAUGGUGAUAUGCGGGUAACCAUGGGUUGUGAAAUCUUCAGCAUGUGGCAAAAUUUAGGAGAGCACAAGCUUCAUUUCAUUCCUGCAUUGAUUGGCCCUUUCUUAGAAGUAACCUUGAUACCUCAGCCAGACCUACGGAAUGUAAUGAUUCCUAUUUUCCAUGAUAUGAUGGACUGGGAGCAAAGGCGUAGUGGCAACUUUAAGCAGGUGGAGGCCAAACUGAUUGACAAAUUGGAUAGCUUGAUGUCCGAAGGCAAAGGUGAUGAAACUUACCGUGAGCUCUUCAACAGCAUAAUUCCACUAUUUGGUCCAUAUCCUAGUCUACUGAAGAAAAUUGAACGAGAAACAUGGAGGGAGAGUGGCGUAUCAUUGAUUGCCACUGUAACCCGUCUAAUGGAGAGGUUAUUAGACUACAGGGACUGCAUGAAAAUGGGAGAAGUGGAUGGCAAAAAGAUUGGCUGUACAGUUAGCCUAUUGAACUUUUACAAAACUGAGUUGAACAAGGAAGAGAUGUAUAUCCGCUACAUUCAUAAACUCUACGAUCUGCAUCUGAAAGCACAGAAUUUUACAGAGGCUGCUUAUACUCUUCUUUUAUAUGAUGAGUUACUGGAAUGGUCUGAUCGGCCCCUCAGGGAAUUUUUAACCUACCCCAUGCAAACAGAAUGGCAACGCAAAGAAUACCUUCAUCUCACCAUCAUUCAGAACUUUGACAGAGGCAAAUGUUGGGAGAAUGGCAUUAUCCUGUGCCGGAAGAUUGCGGAGCAGUAUGAGAGCUAUUAUGACUACAGAAACCUGAGCAAGAUGCGGAUGAUGGAAGCCUCUUUGUAUGACAAGAUCAUGGACCAACAGCGUCUUGAACCAGAGUUUUUUAGAGUUGGAUUUUAUGGAAAAAAAUUUCCAUUUUUCUUAAGAAACAAAGAGUUUGUUUGCCGAGGGCAUGACUAUGAAAGACUGGAAGCUUUCCAGCAACGGAUGCUGAAUGAGUUCCCACAUGCCAUUGCUAUGCAACAUGCCAAUCAGCCUGAUGAGACCAUCUUCCAGGCAGAAGCACAGUAUCUGCAGAUAUAUGCUGUGACUCCCAUACCUGAGAGCCAGGAGGUCCUGCAGAGAGAAGGCAUCCCAGACAACAUCAAAAGCUUUUAUAAAGUGAAUCAUAUUUGGAGAUUUCGCUAUGAUAGGCCAUUCCACAAAGGAACUAAAGAUAAGGAGAAUGAAUUCAAGAGUCUCUGGGUGGAGAGGACUUCAUUGAUUUUGGUGCAGAGUUUGCCUGGAAUUUCCCGCUGGUUUGAGGUGGAAAAGCGUGAAGUGGUGGAGAUGAGUCCUCUGGAAAAUGCAAUUGAAGUGUUGGAAAAUAAGAACCAGCAGCUGAAGACACUGAUCAGCCAGUGUCAAACUCGGCAGAUGCAAAAUAUUAACCCACUCACAAUGUGUCUGAAUGGUGUCAUAGAUGCAGCAGUUAAUGGUGGAGUCUCCAGGUACCAAGAGGCAUUCUUUGUGAAAGAAUACAUUUUAAACCACCCAGAAGAUGGAGAGAAAAUCACACGCUUGAGAGAGCUGAUGCUUGAGCAGGCACAGAUUCUAGAAUUUGGCUUAGCUGUGCAUGAGAAGUUUGUACCUCAAGAUAUGAGGCCUCUGCAUAAAAAGCUGGUUGAUCAGUUCUUCGUGAUGAAGUCCAGCUUGGGUAUCCAGGAAUUCUCUGCAUGUAUUCAAGCCAGUCCUGUCCAUUUCCCUAAUGGCAGUCCGCGCGUCUGUAGAAACUCGGCACCUGCUUCUAUGAGUCCAGAUGGCGCAAGAGUAAUUCCUAGGCGUAGCCCAUUAAGUUACCCAGCUGUCAACCGAUAUUCCUCCUCUUCAUUGUCCUCACAAGCCUCUGCUGAAGUAAGCAAUAUCACAGGGCAAUCAGAAAGCUCUGAUGAAGUCUUUAACAUGCAGCCCAGUCCAUCUACCUCAAGCUUGAGUUCUACUCAUUCUGCUUCUCCUAACGUGACCAGCUCAGCCCCAUCCAGUGCCAGAGCCUCCCCUCUCCUGUCUGACAAACACAAACAUUCCAGAGAAAACUCUUGCUUGUCUCCUAGAGAGAGACCAUGCAGUGCCAUCUAUCCUACUCCCACGGAGCCUUCACAGAGGAUGCUGUUUAAUCAUAUUGGAGAUGGUCCUUUGCCAAGAAGUGACCCUAAUCUUUCAGCCCCCGAUAAAGCUGUGAAUCCCACCCCUAGCAGCUGGAGCCUGGACAGUGGGAAAGAAGCCAAGAACAUGUUGGAUAGUGGGAAACUUUUAUCUCCCCCUGUCCCUCCAAGACCCACACAAACUGCUUCACCAGCAAGACAUGGGACAUCGGUCUCCCCCUCUCCUGCAGGGCGAUCUCCUAUGAAGGGUUCCAUGCAAUCAUUUACCCCAUCUCCAGUGGAAUAUCACUCUUCAGGAUUAAUAUCCAACUCCCCAGUCUUGUCAGGAAGUUAUAGCAGCGGGAUCUCCUCUCUGAGCCGGUGUAGCACGUCUGAAACUUCAGGCUUUGAAAAUCCAGUGAAUGAGCAAACAGUGAGCAUGUCGACCUACAGUGUGCCUGAGGAGCCAGUGAGGAAAGAAAGUAAGACGCCGCCUCCUUACAGUGUUUAUGAACGGACUUUGAGGCGCCCUGCUCCGCUACCUCACAGCCUCUCCAUCCCCGUUACUUCGGAGCCCCCGGCCUUGCCACCCAAACCCCUGUUGGCUCGAUCAACCAACCUAGAGAAUGGCAGCAGGAGGACUGAACAAGUCCCUCGACCCAGACCUCUUCCCCGGAAGGUCUCUCAAUUAUAAGUCACUUUUCUAUUCCCUCGCGAUGAAUUCUUUACCGUUUACAAAGUAAUAAAAGUAUGGUGAGAAGAAAUUUAGUGUAGGCACUUUAAUAUUUUACUCCAGAUUUUUUCUUUAAAUAAAUGAAAUAAAACUUGCUUAUUAAUAUUAUGUUGCACAAAUAUUAAAUAAAA
Gracilinanus agilis (Agile Gracile Mouse Opossum) is the source of this 6404-nucleotide messenger RNA. It is a transcript of the gene DOCK4, whose product is annotated as dedicator of cytokinesis 4. Gene Ontology annotation, molecular function: GTPase activator activity; guanyl-nucleotide exchange factor activity; small GTPase binding. The coding region runs from base 328 to 6234 and encodes 1968 amino acids. The record is from RefSeq and is a predicted model, not a curated record. Gene Ontology annotation, biological process: cell chemotaxis; small GTPase-mediated signal transduction. The transcript has 53 exons. Gene Ontology annotation, cellular component: cytoplasm; plasma membrane. Lineage: Eukaryota; Metazoa; Chordata; Mammalia; Didelphimorphia; Didelphidae.